AUGUAUAUAGGAGAAUUAUCCAACGAAAUAGAUAACAAAUUUGACUUCAAAAAUGAUUCCAAAUUUGGAGGUGAACCCAUUUGGAUAAAUGAUAAAGAACCAACAAAUUUAAAUUUGAAAUGUUCUAUAUGCAAAAAAGACUUCACGUUUUUAUUUCAAUUAUCAACAUCUUAUGAUGAAUAUAUUAGAGUAAUAUAUUUGUUCUGUUGUAUGAAUAGUAGUAAAUGUAAUAUGAAUAAAAAUAAUUGGGUUUGUAUAAAGGGUAAAAAAAAAUUAGUUCAUGAGUUAACAAAUAAUGACAUACAAAAAAAUAAUAAUAUGGACGAAUCCAAAAAUAUGGAAAAAAAGAACACUGAUAAUUUAAUAUAUAAUAAUAAUUAUAAAGGAAAUAAUACCUUUUCUAUUUUUUCUAAUGAAAAUACUAAAAAGGAAGAUUCUAUUUUAGAAAACCUAAAUUCGAGAGAAGAAAAAUUAAUUGAUUGGAAUUCUUUAUUUUCAAAAAAGACUAUUGAUAAUAAAAAAUCAAGUAGUUCUCUUUUUAGUAAUUCUUUAAAUGAAGGCUUAAAUUAUGUUAAGGAAAAAUAUAAAAAUGAUCAUAAUACAAAUAAAUACAACAAUACAAAUAUAAAUAAUGAAUGUUUUAAUAAACAUAUAAAUUGUGAUAUAAUAAAAUCAAAUAAUGUACAUGACAAUAAGAAAGAAUUAGAUACAUGUAAUGAUAUAACUCUUGAAACUUUAAAAAGUACUAACUGUAAUAAUUAUCACUUACCUUGCUACUAUAUAUCUUUAAUAGAAGAUGAUGAAGAGUGUGGAAAAGAUUAUUUAUAUGAAAAAGCAAAAAAAAUGUAUGAAAUGUAUGAAAAUAAUAAAAAUAAUAUGGAAGAUGAUGACUAUUUAUAUAAAGAAAAUGAUAAUGAUAAUGAUGAUGUAAAUAUAGAUAAUAAUAAUGAGGAAGGUUUUGAAAAUGAUUUUAAUGGAUGCGUAAAAUUUUAUUCAUAUUUAAGUAAAAAUUAUAAUCAAAUCUUAAGAUACUCUUACAAUGGGAAGUUUUUAUAUAUGUUUAAAUCUACAAAAACAAAUAUAAAACAAAAGAAUAUGACAUGUUCACAUUGUAAGCAUAAAUUAUUAUUCGAGUUGCAAUUAUUUUCUACAUUUAUUUAUCAGAUUGAAAAAAAACUUGAACAAAAAAAGAAUCACUUUUUAAAAAAAUUUAUAAAUAAUUUUAAUGUAGGUAAUAUUAUAAUAUUUACCUGUGAACAAGAUUGUGUUAGUAUUGAUGAUAUGUAUUCAUAUGAGCAUAUCGAACUAGAAAUUUUUUAA
Molecule: messenger RNA, 1320 nt
Organism: Plasmodium adleri (nom. inval.)
Lineage: Eukaryota; Apicomplexa; Aconoidasida; Haemosporida; Plasmodiidae
Product: conserved Plasmodium protein, unknown function
Exons: 1
Coding region: 1-1320 (439 amino acids)
Cellular component (GO): cytoplasm
Source: RefSeq, a predicted model, not a curated record